Molecule: messenger RNA, 1725 nt
Organism: Penicillium oxalicum
Lineage: Eukaryota; Fungi; Ascomycota; Eurotiomycetes; Eurotiales; Aspergillaceae
Product: D-arabinono-1,4-lactone oxidase
Exons: 1
Coding region: 1-1725 (574 amino acids)
Cellular component (GO): mitochondrion; membrane
Molecular function (GO): FAD binding; D-arabinono-1,4-lactone oxidase activity
Source: RefSeq, a predicted model, not a curated record
AUGGACCCUUUCAUCGCUCGCGAGCUCGAAAAGCUCGACCCCGCUGUUCCUUUCCACGCAACCACCGACCAUCUGCAUCACACCUGGGCCAAGACCUUCUUCUCUCGACCCGAGCUCUACAUCCGCCCACGAUCGAUCGAGGAGGUUCAGCAGCUGGUGACCCUUGCACGCCGAUGCCGCCGCCGCCUGGUCACCGUCGGCAGUGGCCACUCGCCCUCCGAUUUGACGUGUACCUCCGCCUGGCUUGUCAAUCUUGAUGAUUUCAAUCGCAUCCUCCAUGUGGACACGGACACGGGCUUGGUGACCGUUCAGGCUGGCAUUCGUCUGUAUCAGCUUGGCCCACAGCUCGAGGAGCAGGGCCUGACCCUCGACAACCUCGGGAGCAUUGACAGCCAGUCCAUUGCCGGUGUCAUUGCCACCGGAACCCAUGGCAGCUCCCUUCGCCACGGUCUGCUCUCUGAAUGUAUCGAGGGCCUGAGCUUGGUGCUGGCCAACGGUGAACUCGUACGCUGCAGCGCGACGGACAACCCAGACCUCUUCCGCGCUGCGCUCGUGUCCCUGGGUGCGCUUGGGAUUGUGGUGGAGGUUACCUUCAAGGCUCGGCGUGCCUUUAAUGUUGCGUGGCGCCAGGAGCGAUACUCUCUCUCCAAGGUCUUGAGCGAGUGGUCGACCGGCCUGUGGACUUCGCACGAAUUCGUCCGGGUGUGGUGGAUGCCCUACGAGAAGGGGGCGAUUGUCUGGCAUGCUGACCCGACCGACAAGCCGCUCCAGGCUCCCAAGAACUUUUACGGCGGAUCACUCGGAUACCACAUCUACCACAACCUCCUGGCGCUGGCUCAAUAUGUGCCCCGUAUUCUGCCCUGGGUGGAAUGGUUUGUCUUUGGUAUGCAGUACGGGUUCCGUCCCGGUGCGGUCGUGACCGAAGCCGUUCAGCCGUCUCGCCAGGGACUGCUGAUGAACUGUCUUUACUCGCAAUUCGUGAAUGAAUGGGCACUACCCCUCGAAAGAGGCCCCGAGGCAAUCACCCGUCUUUCGGCCUGGUUGCACGGUGACCUGGAAACCGCUCGCAUUCCUUUCUCUCCCAAGGGCUUGUGGGUGCACUGCCCGAUUGAAGUCCGCGUCUCAGACUCGACCGUCAGUCCCAAGCCACGCCCUUUCCUGGACCCCACCUGCCGUGAUGGACCAACUCUCUACCUGAAUGCGACCCUGUACCGGCCAUACCUUCGUGACCCUCCGUGCUGGAAACGGUACUAUGAAGCCUUUGAAUGGCUCAUGCGCGACCUGGGAGCUCGGCCACACUGGGCGAAGAACUUCACCACCUUGGAUUCCACCGAACUGCAACGUCUCUACAAGGAGGACAUGGACCAGUGGUUGAAGGUGCGCGGGGAGGUUGACCCGCAAGGCAUGUUCCUCGGUGAAUGGCACUGUCGCAACUUGCCCGUGGUCGCGCCCCUGGCCGAGGAGGCAGAGCUUCCCCUGGUGGAACGCGAGCGCGAACGCCGUCCGCUCGGCGCUCGCAAUGCAGGCGACGGAGUCGAGUGGAUGGGUGAUCGUCGUUGGCAACAUGCACCUCUCUCGGAGAUUGAAAACAGUCAAAAGGACAAGGCGGACGAACUGCCCGCUGAUCGCUCCUCAUCGCCCAGUCCCCCCACCACCGAAGGCAGCGAUGAAAGUUACGAAGUACUCUCUAAAGGAGAGGCCAGCAUUCUCGUCCACGGCGCAUGA